Messenger RNA from Harmonia axyridis, 1639 nucleotides. RefSeq lists its product as uncharacterized. The transcript has 2 exons. NCBI's taxonomy places the organism in Eukaryota, Metazoa, Arthropoda, Insecta, Coleoptera, Coccinellidae. The record is from RefSeq and is a predicted model, not a curated record. Bases 47 to 607 code for a protein of 186 amino acids.
GACUCAGGUAGUCAAGAAAAAAACAGCGAAACAAAAACAAAGCACUAUGGCUGACCUUCUGAAGGAUGAAACAAACUCAAAUUCAAACGUUCAUCCGUUAGAAACGGCACAACGAGAAAAAAUGCAAGAAAUUAUAAACCUUGAUAAAUAUUCCGAAUGGAAGAAUGUUUCUUAUAAGGCUAGGACACAUCUUGUCAGUGAGAAUAAUCAUAAUAAGUCAAGCAAUAGCACAAAUCCUCAAAAGAAACGAAGAACUACGCAGAUUGGUACAGCACCAACCGCUGAACCUAGUGGAUCUGGUUUUCAAGGAAUGGAGAAGAAAGUUUGGAUUUUUAUAAAUCGCAUAAUGAAACAUGUCACAAUACAGGAUAUACAUAAGUACAUUGCAAGUAAACCUGGUUUUGAGGGCAACCAAAUAGAAGUGAGGGAGAUACCUGGGAAUCCAGAGGGUUUAAAAAGAUUUGUAGUGACAGCACCGUUAGUCCAUAAAGAAGAGAUGUAUAAGUCAGAGUUCUGGCCAAAUGGAGUCGGUAUUAAGAGAUUCAACUUCAAUAAGUAUAGAGAACAAAAUUUUUCCGUGAUGAGAGGAGAAGCAACAGUAAAAUAACGUUCAAAACAUGUCAAAGUUUCUCAGGAUUUUCAGUCCUCCAUCAAAAUGUCAGAUCUGUUGGUGGGGCGAAGCAAGGGAAAUUUGAAAAUUUGUUACAACAAGAGAAACCUGAUUGUUUUGCAUUGACAGAACACUGGAAAGAUCCUGAUGAACUCGAGCAACAUACCUUUGCUGAUUACAAGCUUGUUAGUGCCUUCUGCAGAAGUAAGGGAAAGCAUGGUGGCUGUGCUGUGUACUGUCUGAAUCAUAUGGAAAUGAAAGAGAGGCUAGAUCUCAAAAACCUCAGUGUGUCCACUAUAAUCGAAUGUUCAGCAUGUAAUGUUUCUGUUUAUGGUAGUAAAAAAAUUGUUGUAGUGUGCAUUUAUAGGCCUUCUUCAUCUCAUGAUUUUGAAACGUUUUUUGAAAAAUUAACUUUAAUUCUAGAAAUACUAAAUAGUGAGAAUGCAACAUAUGUUAUCACAGGCGAUUUCAACAUAAAUUUGUUGGACAGGGAAUUGGAGGUUGCACAUGACCUUGUUUUUCUCCUGGAGACCUUCGAUGUGGAGAUUACUGUUUGAGAGCCAACAAGGAUUAGUAGUGGUAGAUGCCUGGAUAACGUAUUCACAAAUAUUGGUCAAGGUAAGACCACUGUCAUUGAAGCGCACUUAUCUGAUCAUUCUGCACAGCUUUUUAGGAGCAACAUUGAAGUUGUCAAAAAACAGUCACAUAAGACAGUGAGCUAUAGAAACUAUAAUGCAGAGGCUUUAAAUGCUUUUCUGGAAUCUUUGAAGGGCAAGACUUGCGGCCCCAUUGGAAAUGUUGCAGCCCAGGGUGUAAAUGAAACAUGGAAUGAGUUUUCCGAUUUCUUCAUAACUACUUUCAAUGACCAUUUUCCAUUGCUAACAAAAAAAGUUCCAAUCAAUUCUAAACGAUACAAAGAAUCCCCAGAGUUAUUCAAACUAAAGCAACAUCUUGACAGCCUUUUUGUGAUAUCUUGCAUCAACACAGACUUCGUUGAAAUGUAUAAAAGAGCAAAGCGAGACUACGACA